AUGGAUCGGUGUGUCCCCGCGCCAUGGAUCUUUUCCAAGAACGGCCCACUCGUCUGUUUUCGUGUCCUUCGCCGGACCAUCAUAACCAAUAUCGAGUUGGACCUGACGCAAGCCGCCACGUCCUUCGUUGUGUGGGCGUACGUUUUGCCUGCCAAAAGCUCCAAACCCUCGGACGAGGUUAACGCCCUAUCCAUCCCCUAUAUUCUUGCCGGGGGGAAUCCAGAGGGGGGGGUUCACACGGUACCCUGCCUGCAGCAGCGUUGGGAGCUCGCGGCGGGGAGUAAAGUGGGGGUGCUGAUCGCCCCGCGGCACGUGGCCCGGGAGGCGGUCCACCACCGCCUCGCGAGCGCGAUCGCCCCCUCCAAGGCCCCUUCGCGGGGGGGGGCGCGCGGGUCCUCGGCCGGGCCGAGGCCCGAGACGCGUCCCCGCGAAGACGCCGAGGGGGUGGAGCUGAGAGGGGUCCGUGAGGUCCGCCUGGCCGGCCUGAAUGUGGGGCUGCCCUUUUUCGAGGAGGAGCCCGAGUGGCGCCCGCUGCUCGUGCGACGGUGGUUCGAGCUCCGGAGCUACGUGCGGGAGGGGACGGUGGUGGAGCGCCCCGCGGCGGCCUCCAGGCCCCUGCUCCCAGGCGACGUGAAGGAGGCGGACGCCGUCAGGGCGGAUGGGAGCUGGGUAAGGUGGUCCGACGGGUCUGUUGGGUUGAUGGAUGAGGUGAAGUUUUACUUUCGUGGCUACAAACCUGCCAGAGCGGACAAGGUGGUUCGGGUUCGACGGUACCCCCAUCGCUACUCCGAUGUGGUGGGGGAGAUUCCGUUUGGGCUUGAAGUGCAUAGCUUCGGGCGCAAAAAGGACAAGUUCACUGGCGAGCAGUACGCCUUGAUUUACCUGCCGGACGAUCCAACUUAUUUUUCCUACGUCGAAACCUACGGGUUAAUUUCCUGUGGUAAUCACUGGAUUUGGGGGUGGUCCAAGAUUGCUGGUGCAAGUGGGCUUCCAUUUCUUGUCGAGGUGGACCCCAUGUGUAUAUCCAAAGCUCCUUAUAUGAUAUCAGACGAACAAACACAAUAUCUACCACUUCCAAAAGGUAGCAUUUUUACGUCUGCACGAGAUAAUAAAGGUGUACGCAUACGAAAGAAACCUUCCCUUAAAUCCGAAAAAAUCGGUCAACUCCAGCCUAACGAGGUAAGGGAAGCCAUUGCUUUUUUGCGUGUGGAAAAGAAACAUGCGGUGCCAUCGACAAGUGAUCAUUAUAAUCCCAAUGGAUCCUCAAACAUAAAUAAGGAUUCUGAGUAUCUUGAAUUUGUAGAGUGGAAGGAUAGUGGUUUUUCUUUAAUUCGUAAUGCACACGACACAUUUUUAACUAAAGUUGAACUAAUUGCAACUGCGGAAGCGAUUUUGUCACCGUCGACGCCUUUCGAGUUGCCUAAAAGCAUGAUGGAAGCGCGAGAUACUUGCAACGAUGUGUCGACAGACAGUCCUGAGAAGGAUCCAAAGCGAUUUAGAAGGGAUGAGUCUUCUUGCUUUUCUUCUUAA
Messenger RNA from Phytomonas sp. Hart1, 1530 nucleotides. The record is from the annotation of a GenBank genome assembly. Lineage: Eukaryota; Euglenozoa; Kinetoplastea; Trypanosomatida; Trypanosomatidae.